Messenger RNA from Camellia sinensis, 658 nucleotides. The record is from RefSeq and is a predicted model, not a curated record. NCBI's taxonomy places the organism in Eukaryota, Viridiplantae, Streptophyta, Magnoliopsida, Ericales, Theaceae.
GAACGAGUGGGUGAGUCAGGGAGGGUGAGUUCUAAUGGAGGUGGUGGUGAGUCACUGAGUUUUAGGUUGGGGAAUUUGCAGAAGUAUGUAGAAGGAGAGCAAGUCGCCGCCGGUUGGCCGGCUUGGCUCAGCGCCGUUGCCGGUGAAGCCAUUUACGGUUGGGUGCCUCUCAGUGCUGACUCUUUCGAAAAGCUGGAAAAGGUAGGACAGGGCACUUAUAGCAGCGUAUUCCAUGCACGCAACUUAGAAACUGGGAGGAUUGUUGCUCUGAAGAAGGUGCGAUUUGAUAAUUUUGAGCCCGAAAGCGUUCGGUUUAUGGCACGAGAAAUAAUGAUACUACGCAGGCUUGACCAUCCGAAUAUCAUAAAAAUGGAGGGCUUAAUUACCUCCCGAUUGUCAUGUAGCAUUUACCUUGUAUUCGAGUACAUGGAACAUGACAUUUCUGGACUCUUAUCUUCCCCUGACAUCAAGUUAAGUGAAGCACAGGUUUGCUUAUGUUGAUUUUUAUUUUUAUUCAGCAAACUUAUAACUAGUGUGUGCUUAUCACAUCACAAUGAAACACCCUAAUUUGGGUUUCAGUAGCAUUGGACAUUUUGGUUUGUCAUUUGCUUUGUAAAAGUCAUCUGCAUAAGAAUAUAACAAUGUGAGGAAAACUCAG